Molecule: messenger RNA, 1268 nt
Organism: Triticum aestivum (bread wheat)
Lineage: Eukaryota; Viridiplantae; Streptophyta; Magnoliopsida; Poales; Poaceae
Product: protein LEAD-SENSITIVE 1
Exons: 3
Coding region: 190-1020 (276 amino acids)
Source: RefSeq, a predicted model, not a curated record
CGUGUGCGUCAAACGAGAUCAGCGUCUCGUGAAUCCUACGGCCCAUUCCCCCCCGAUCCCCUCCCACUUUUUCGUGCUUUACUCCAAAGCGCAAGGCGCCUUCUCGCUUCCGCCCCUCUCCUUCCUCCUCGCCCUCCUCUCCGCCCGCCGCCUGCUCGCCGUCCGAUCCGCCGCCCCCCGUCCGUCUCCAUGGGUCUGCUGUCCAACAGGAUCGGGAAGGAGAGCCUGAAGGCGGGGGAUCACAUCUACUCGUGGAGGGCCGCGUGGGUCUACGCGCAUCACGGAAUAUAUGUGGGCGAUGAUAAGGUGAUUCAUUUUACCAGAGGAAGGGACCAAGAAGUCGGAACAGGAACUGUCAUUGAUUUUCUUCUUGUGAGCUCUGGCCCUAAUAGGAGCACCACACCAUGCUUAGUAUGCAGCAGCGAAGAAGCCACCACCGCCGCGGAGACAAAUGGUGUGACUUCCUCUUGCCUCAGCUGUUUCCUGGCAGGGGGUGCCCUCUAUCGUUUCGAGUAUGACGUCAACCCGGCACUCUUCCUUGCCAAAGUGCGAGGAGGGACCUGCACGCUUGCCGCCACUGAUCCCGGCGAGGUGGUUGUCCGACGCGCCAAAUACUUGUUGACCAAUGGUUUCAGGUGCUACAGCCUGUUCAAGAACAACUGCGAGGACUUUGCGAUAUACUGCAAGACUGGUCUGCUUGUGGCUGAGCAGGGCAACGUCGGGCUCGGGCAGAGUGGGCAGGCUGUGUCCAUCAUCGGUGGCCCUCUUGCUGCUGUGGUUUCAACCCCUUUCCGCCUAGUAACCACAAACAUCUAUGGAGUGGCAGUGAUGGCUGUUGGGGUGUACUGUGUCAGCAGGUACGCAGGUGACAUUGGCAACCGCCGAGACGUGCUGAAACUGGAAGUGGAGGACCUGACUGCCGGGCUCGCAAGCGGCCGGAUUCGUCCAGCGAACAUCAGUCAGCUGGCAACUCCGGGGCAAGUCCAGGCUCCGGCAGUGACCACACUCGUUGCUGCUUAGAAUGCAGCACUGAUGUUGUAAAAUAUGGAGAUGUAUACAUCACCAUCACUACUGCUAUAUGUACCACCGGAAUAGUUGUUCAAACCUGCUAAAACUGUGCCAAGAGUGAAAUUCCCAUUCAGCAAGAGCUGUGUGUCGAGUGCUGUAUCCGCUACGGUCGUGUAUGGUUUCUCUUUAGUAUUGUAAAGAAGGUUGAACAUUGGUGUGUGGUUUUCUUGAAUUUGUAUCAAGAUCUCUACUCCUGUCUA